AUGGGCCGCCUGUCCGUGCUCUUCCCUCCGCUGCUUCUCCUACUUCUGCUGCUGUCGGCUCGCUCCCUGGGGCUCCGCCGCGCCCUCUCGCUCCGUCCGGGGUGCGCUCCGUGCCGUCCGGAGAGCUGCCUGGCGCCUGCACGCUGCCCCGUGCCCGGGAUCUUGGCGCGCGACGAGUGCGGGUGCUGCACGCGCUGCCCGGGCGCCGAGGGUGCGAGCUGCGGGGGACUUUCGGGCGCGCGCUGCGGCCCCGGGCUGGUGUGCGCGAGCAACUCUGCGGGAUCGGGACCCGAGGGCUCCGGGCUCUGCGUGUGCUCGCAACGCGGCCCCGUGUGCGGCUCCGACGGCCGCUCCUACCCCAGCGUGUGCGCGCUCCGUCUCCGCGCCCGCCUCGCGCUCCGUCUGCGCCCCGGCCACCUGCACAAGGCGCGCGAUGGGCCUUGUCAACUGGCUCCUGUCAUUGUCCUUCCUCCUCGGAACAUUCACAACAUCUCUGGGACACAAGUAUCCCUGUCUUGUGAGGUGAGGGCAGUGCCUGCCCCAGCCAUCAUGUGGAGAAAGGUCACACAGUCCCCCGAGGGCACCCCAGUGCUGGAGGAUCUGCCCGGGGAUCACGUCAAUAUGGCUGUCCAGGUGCGAGGGGGUCCCUCUGACCAUGAGGCCACGGCCUGGAUUGUGAUUAACCCUCUGCAAAAGGAAGACGAGGGAGUAUACCAGUGUCAUUCUGCUAACAUGGCCGGUGAGGCCCAGGCUCAUGGCACAGUGACAGUCACAGAUCUCAGAGAAUAUGGGGUGCCUCGCUUCCCAGCCCCCAUUGGCCUCAUGUAA
Suncus etruscus (white-toothed pygmy shrew) is the source of this 828-nucleotide messenger RNA. RefSeq names its product insulin like growth factor binding protein like 1 (gene IGFBPL1). The record is from RefSeq and is a predicted model, not a curated record. Gene Ontology annotation, molecular function: insulin-like growth factor binding. Gene Ontology annotation, cellular component: extracellular region. The transcript is spliced from 4 exons. Gene Ontology annotation, biological process: regulation of cell growth; regulation of signal transduction. The coding region runs from base 1 to 828 and encodes 275 amino acids. Lineage: Eukaryota; Metazoa; Chordata; Mammalia; Eulipotyphla; Soricidae.